Alternaria burnsii is the source of this 1647-nucleotide messenger RNA. RefSeq names its product polysaccharide lyase family 4 protein. Gene Ontology annotation, biological process: pectin catabolic process. NCBI's taxonomy places the organism in Eukaryota, Fungi, Ascomycota, Dothideomycetes, Pleosporales, Pleosporaceae. Bases 1 to 1647 code for a protein of 548 amino acids. The transcript has 3 exons. The record is from RefSeq and is a predicted model, not a curated record. Gene Ontology annotation, molecular function: carbohydrate binding; carbon-oxygen lyase activity, acting on polysaccharides.
AUGCGUUUUCUACCGACUAUCACUGCUCUUUUUCUUGCGCCGACUGCUGUCUUUGCAGCAUGGGGCUACACCGACGACGGCAAGAACUAUGUGAUCGAUACGAAUGCAAAUCUCGUAGUCAAGGUCAGCAAGACGAACGGGGACAUGACGUCGAUUAAGUACCGCGGCAUCGAAUACAAUGGUCAGAAUGGUAAAAACUCGCAUGUGGAAUCUGGUCUUGCACCUGGAACUGUCACCAUCAAGCAAUACACCACUCCAGCCAACAUCAUCAAGGUGACGAUGAAAGUUGGCACUCUCAUCCAUACUUUGGUCUUUCGAUAUGGCAAUCCCAACGUAUACAUAUUUAUGAACAAGAAAGACACCAGCAUCACUGUGUCAAGAUACAUUCUUCGCAUUCCUCCGAACAUAUUCACCAACAAUGUUAACGAGGACACUGACUGGAUUCCAGAUGGCGCUCCAGCCAUCGAAUCUGGUGAUAUCAAUGGUCUAAAUGGCCAGACGUGGUCCAAACAUUACUCUGGCAAGAAAUUCGGUCGCACAAUGGACUAUGACUGGGUCGGAUAUACGAACAGCAAUGUUGGCAUGUAUAUGAUUCGUUCGAAUCAUGAGAAGGCGUCAGGAGGCCCAUUCUUCCGUAGCUUAGUACGCCGCGGGGGUAGUGGUGGGCCGGAUCUAUAUGAUAUCUAUCACUACAACAUGGGUCAUACCGACGUGAUGCGCUUCGGCCUGCAAGGUCCAUCUGUCCUUCACUUCACUGAUGGUGGUGCUGCACCAAACACUGCUCUAUUUGCGCGCAAUGCCAACUGGGAUUGGUUUGAUGCCCUCGAGAUUGAUGGCUGGACCCCGGCUAGCAAGCGCGGCGCUGUCUCUGGUGUUGGUCUGGCGAAUGUGAAGAGCGGGUACCAGUAUGUUGUAGGCUUGAAGAGUGCGCAGGCUCAGUACUGGGCUACUGCAGGGACCGGCACCUGGAAGAUCAGCAAGGUCUUGCCAGGCUCAUACACUUUGAACGUAUACAAGGGCGAGCUCGAAGUUCAUACCAGCACUGUCACCAUCACUGCUGGAGGAACCGUGGCGCUGAACACAAUCACCUGCAAUGACCCUUCAGAUACAUCCGCCAUAUGGCGGAUUGGUGAAUGGGAUGGCACACCCAAGGGAUUUCUCAAUUUUGGUGACAGCCCCAUGAAGCCGACGUACAUGCAUCCGUCUGAUUCGCGGCUUGCAAAGUGGGACACAGGAAACUACAUCAUAGGUACCAGUACCAGCGCCAACUUUCCGGGCUACAUCUGGAAGGAUAUCAACAACGAUCACAUCGUAUACUUCCGCCUCACUGAUGCGCAAUUGGCCAAGGGUGCAAAGAUCAGGAUUGGUGUCACAGAAGGUUCUGCAGGUGGACGGCCAACUAUUGUGAUAAACAGUUGGAGUGCUCCUUUGCAGUCCGACAAGGGCCAGGGGGACACUAGAAGUCUGACUGUUGGAACGUAUCGCGGCAAUAACUACGUCUAUGAGUUCAACGUCCCAGCAAGUGCUUGGGUGAACAGUGCGAGGGAAUACCAGCUGCUGAAGAUCUCUGUGAUCUCUGGAAAAACUUCUACUGGCUACUUGAGUCCGGGAAUGAGUGUCGAUGCGAUCGACAUGGUCGCAGCCUAG